AUGGCGGGGUCUCCCCUGCAACCCACUGACUGCUCUGCCUCGCCGAAUUCUCCCAGUGACACCAGUCACAGGCCUGCUGGCGUCUCGUCUAACCAGGGCCCAGUACUCCAGCCAACAGGCAACCCUUCACCGCCACUAGAGGCUGUACACACACUGGCGUCCAACCCAGAGGAGCCCGCAACGCGGAUCGACGCCGAUUCGGCCGAUGCCUCCGAUGCCGAUGCUGAUUCUGCAUUAGACGUGCCGUUCCGGGAUUCACUCACAUCGUUACGGUCCAGUAUUCGACAGUACCAACACGAAAAUGGGCGUACGUAUCAUGCCAUGAGUGCAGGGAAAUACUUUCUUCCAAACGACGAGUCGGAGGUAGACAGAUUAGACUUGCAGCACUAUGUAAUGACCCUUACGAUAGGAGGUAAUCACUGCCUCUGCCCCAAGAACAUGGGUGCCAAGCGGGUUCUCGAUCUCGGAACGGGCACCGGCAUUUGGUCUAUGGAAUACGCGGACGCGCAUCCUGAAGCAGAGGUUAUUGGUGUUGAUCUAAGCCCCGUUCAGCCCGACUUAGUACCUCCGAACUGCUCUUUUGAGCUCGACGACCUUGAGAAGAGUUGGACCUGGUCUCAACCGUUUGAUUUCAUCUUUUGCAGAAUGAUGACAGGUAGUUUCGCAGAUAACAAAAGCAUAGUGGAAAAGGUCUUUGAAUCACUGGAGCCGGGCGGUUAUUUCGAAGCCCAGGACAUGGCACUUCCGCUGGGAUGCGAUGACGGCACGCUGACCCCUGAGUCUGAUCUUUGGAAAUGGGUUCUCCUUGUGAUGGAAGGCAUGGAGAAAUUCGGACGACCUGUCAGUGCCGCCCAGCAAUGGAAGGAGCUUAUGGAAGCUGUCGGCUUCGAAGACGUUGUCGAAACCGUCUAUAAGUGGCCGACGAAUCGCUGGCCUCGAGAUAAGCAUUAUAAAGACUUGGGCAUGUGGAGCCUGGAGAAUAUGGAUCAAGCUCUUGAGCCCGCCACGCUAGUACCUCUCACCAGGGCAUUAGGCUGGUCUUACGAAGAGGUGAUUGUUUUGGUUAGUAAGGCCAGAAAAGUAUUGAGGGACGUAAGUGUGCAUGCAUACUGGCCAAUGACAUAUUGUUUACGGUCGAAAACCACACAGAAAAGCCAAAGUUACAGCAUGAGAUUGAAGCGGGCUCAGCAUUCACCCAAAGGAUAUAGCAUUCAGAGAUGA
Molecule: messenger RNA, 1221 nt
Organism: Colletotrichum truncatum
Lineage: Eukaryota; Fungi; Ascomycota; Sordariomycetes; Glomerellales; Glomerellaceae
Product: TAM domain methyltransferase
Source: RefSeq, a predicted model, not a curated record